AUGGACUUGCGUAGCAAUAGAGAUCGAUUUCUACAAUUGUUUAUGGACGGUUGGAAAGUGCUUCGAGAUCCUGAAUUGGAAUCUAGUCACAUACCGGCCCACUACUGGAGGGAGCAGAUGAACUCAGAAGAACGCAAGCUGCCCCAUCGAUCCCUUUGGCAUACUUUUGUGCUUAUUCAAAUGACUUUAUUUUUUGCUUCGUUGUGGUACGGUUUGACUGAAUCGAUUGGAAACAGUGUUCAAAUGGGUCGGGACCUUGCAUUCAUCAUUGGAACAUUUUUCAUUGUAUUUAAAGUUUAUUAUUUUCACUGGUAUGGCGAUGCUCUGGACGAAGUGAUCACCGACUUGGAGGCCUUCCAUCCUUGGUCACGGAAGGGUCCUGGUGCAGUAGAUAUUCGAGCUGGCAAACGCUGGUACUUCCUGAUGUCCUUUUUCCUUGGGUCGUUUUGGUCCUUCUUCUUGUGUAUUUUCGUCGUAUUACUAAUGACAUCACCGAUGUGGGUCCAGCAGCAAAAUCUUCCCUUUCACGCUGCAUUUCCAUUUCAAUGGCACGACAGAUCAACCCACCCUUUUACACACGCCAUAAUCUACUUGUUUCAUUGUUUGUUCAUGACGUAUGCCAUAGUUUGGCUUUUAUGCAUUGAGGGCCUUUCUGUAUGCAUUUACGCGGAACUGACUUUUGCCAUUGAAGUCCUGUGCCUCGAACUUCGCCACCUGAGCCGCAGAUGUCAUGGCGAUGAAGAGAUGAGACUGGAGACAAGACGCCUAGUCAGAUUCCAUCAGAAGAUCAUUGAGUAAGCAUCGAUACACAGAGUUAAUUUAAAAAAGUAUAGAAGGAAAUAUGUUUGUGUGUUUUGUUUCGACAAAUUAUUUAGAAUUUUAGAUCGUGCCAACGACGUUUUCCAUGGGACUCUCAUCAUGCAGAUGGCAGUUAACUUCUUGUUAGUCUCUUUAUCGGUCUUAGAGGCAAUGGAGGCCCGAAAAGAUCCCAAGGUGGUGGGCCAGUUUGGAGUGCUCAUGCUGCUCGCGUUGGGACAUUUGUCCAUGUGGUCGCUGUUCGGAGAUAGGUUGUCACAGGAGUCGGUACAAGUUUCCGAGGCUGCUUAUGAGGCUUAUGAUCCCACCAAAGGAUCUAAAGAAGUUUACCGAGAUCUCGGUUUUAUCAUUCGACGUGCCCAAGAUCCUCUGAUCAUGAGAGCCAGCCCUUUUCCGUCCUUUAAUUUAAUAAACUACGCUGCUGUAAGUUUUUUUUUAACAAUAUAUCUAAGCUGUAAUAUAUGAUUUGUUAAUUUUUUAGAUACUUAACCAAUGUUAUGGAAUCUUGACAUU
This is a messenger RNA of Drosophila gunungcola (fruit fly), 1329 nucleotides long. Its product is annotated as putative odorant receptor 65c. Gene Ontology annotation, biological process: sensory perception of smell; detection of chemical stimulus involved in sensory perception of smell. The record is from RefSeq and is a predicted model, not a curated record. NCBI's taxonomy places the organism in Eukaryota, Metazoa, Arthropoda, Insecta, Diptera, Drosophilidae. The coding region runs from base 1 to 798 and encodes 265 amino acids. Gene Ontology annotation, molecular function: olfactory receptor activity; odorant binding. The transcript is spliced from 3 exons. Gene Ontology annotation, cellular component: plasma membrane.